Messenger RNA from Cynoglossus semilaevis (tongue sole), 1125 nucleotides. It is a transcript of the gene mvb12ba, whose product is annotated as multivesicular body subunit 12Ba. Bases 95 to 937 code for a protein of 280 amino acids. NCBI's taxonomy places the organism in Eukaryota, Metazoa, Chordata, Actinopteri, Pleuronectiformes, Cynoglossidae. Gene Ontology annotation, biological process: virus maturation; regulation of epidermal growth factor receptor signaling pathway; viral budding. The record is from RefSeq and is a predicted model, not a curated record. Gene Ontology annotation, cellular component: ESCRT I complex; late endosome. The transcript has 7 exons.
UUCCUCGAACGUAGUUGGAAUAAUUGAACUUUACAGGUGGCAGCGUGUCGCAAGAUCCAAUCACCGACGAGUUUACCCCGACGUCACUUCCUUGAUGUUACGCGAAAAGUUUGGGAACAAUGGAGGAAAGGAUUAUCGUCGCCGUCUAUGGGCUGCUACGUUUUCAAAGUCAACCAGGAGGCGGGGCUCUAUGAAGUCUAAGUCGACGUCAAAUAUGCCUGAGGUUCGGGAGCUUUCCGAAGCUUUGCCAGACAUGCCGAUGGAUCCAAUCACGGGGGUUGGAGUGGUUGCCUCUAGGAACAGGGCGCCAACUGGAUACGAUGUGGUCUCUACAACAACAGAUGGCUUAGAUGCUGACCUUUGGAAGGACGGCCUUUUUAAAUCAAAGGUGACCCGUUACCUCUGUUUUACCAGGGUCUUCUCAAAGGAAAAUAGCCAUUUAGGCAACGUGCUUGUGGACAUGAAACUGAUAGACAUAAAAGAUACACUGCCUGUAGGUUUCAUUCCAAUCCAGGAGACAGUUGACACCCAAGAGCAGGCCUUCAGGAAGAGGCGACUUUGCAUUAAAUUUAUUCCGAGAGACUCCACAGAAGCGGCAAUUUGUGAUAUCCGCAUCCUGGGGCGCUCCAAGCAGGCUCCGCCUCAGUACACGUUUAUUGGGGAGCUUAACAACAUGGGAAUUUGGUAUCGGAUGGGGAACGUUCCUCGUACUCAGGAUUCAACACAUGUGCUAACCACCAACAACGUCCAGAAUGUGAAUUCUUCUUCAAGCUCAACCCCAGCUGCUCCUCUGCCCAAACAUAUUUCCAUGACGCUGCCUGCCAGUUUCAGAGGGAAGAACAGUACCAGACCGGACUACGAGCACCAGAACUCCAACCUGUACGCUAUCUCAGGUCAGCAACCAGGACGUUUGUCUUGUAUCCAACUUAUACAGUAACUCAAACAGACUGAUGACAUCAGUGAUAAAAUAUUUCCCAGAAGUACAUCCCGAAUGAUGCCGCAAAGACCAUUGUUGUUCUGAAUAAAAUAAAAAUAAUUAAUUUUAAAGUCACAUUUUGCCAGUAUUGGAGUUGGUUUAAACAAAAGUAUCAUGUGCACACAGUAAUUAUGGUUUUUAAUUUACCA